AUGAAAAAAUUGAAGGAAGCGGUCAGUUCCAGAUUGAAGAAGUCAAGUUCAAAAGUAACUAGUAAGAAGAAGUUUGACGAUUCUGGUCGACCACAUCUUCCGAAGUUUUAUCCACUGUUACAAUUUUUAUGCAUUGCAUUUACAAUAUUUGCAUUUGUUGUUGCCAGCUAUUUGAACAUCAAAAGCCUACUAGAUCUCACCUGUCAGACUGUGGCUGACAUGAUUAAAGGAAAGACUCCAGAGGAGAUCUGCAAGACCUUCAACAUCAAGAAUGACUUCACACCUGAAGAGGAGGAGGAGGCCAGGAGGGAGAAUACUUGGGCCUUUGAGUAA
Messenger RNA from Capsicum annuum, 333 nucleotides. RefSeq names its product SKP1-like protein 1B. Gene Ontology annotation, biological process: SCF-dependent proteasomal ubiquitin-dependent protein catabolic process. Bases 1 to 333 code for a protein of 110 amino acids. The record is from RefSeq and is a predicted model, not a curated record. The transcript has 3 exons. Gene Ontology annotation, cellular component: nucleus; cytoplasm. NCBI's taxonomy places the organism in Eukaryota, Viridiplantae, Streptophyta, Magnoliopsida, Solanales, Solanaceae. Gene Ontology annotation, molecular function: cullin family protein binding.